Molecule: messenger RNA, 1628 nt
Organism: Cuscuta campestris
Lineage: Eukaryota; Viridiplantae; Streptophyta; Magnoliopsida; Solanales; Convolvulaceae
Source: the annotation of a GenBank genome assembly
CAAAAUGAAAAAAGAAGAAGAAAAUGGUGGUAGAGAGCAGGCUCCCCUUCUGUCAUCUCUUGCUUCUACCGUUCUGUGCAAUAGCAUUUCAAAUGGUAUCAAAGCUAUCGAUUCUUGGCCAAUCAAUCAAUGCCGAGAACCAGAGCAUCGGAAACAGCAAACGAAGAUAUGGAGGACAAAUUGGCACAGAUUCAACUUCAAUUGCAGAAAUUUAAUGGAAGGAAUGACUAUCAUCAACGAUCGUAGCUCACAAACAGACAACGAGCUAGGGGAACUCAAAGGAAUCCUGGAAAAACUGGAGAAAAGCGAUAAGGACAAGGAUGUCAACUCAUCGCCGAUGAACAGGGAGAAUGAGAUCAGCUCAACUCACAUGAACAGGCAUCAUGAUAACUUCCAACAGAACUCACACUCUGGAAGUUCUUUUACCAGAUUCUUCAGGAUGGAUUUUCCUAAAUUUUCAGGUCAAGAACUCAGAACUUCGCUAUACAAGGUGGAUCAAAUUUUUGCUAUGGAGGAUAUUCCAUCUGAGCAAAAAGUGAAGGUUGCAGCCAUUCACCUGGAAGGUGAGGCUAUAGCAUGGCACCGAGCCAAUGUAAAACAUCUCAAUCUGUCUGAAUAUACUUCGACAGAAUAUGUGCUGGCUCUUAAUGAACGGUUUGGAGAGACCUUUGAAGAUCCCAUGGAGGAGCUGAAGAGUCUAAAUCAGACAGGAACUAUUAAGGAGUAUCAAGCAUCUUUUGACAAAUUGAUGACAACUGUCAAUUUAUCAAAAGAAAAUGCCAUUAGUUGCUUUAUUGGAGGUCUAAAGCCAGAAAUCAACAAGGCUGUGAGGAUGCAUAAUCCUAAAACGUUGAUGCAGGCGUACAAGGCAGCAAGGUUGCAAGAGGAAGUGUUUGAACCUCAGGCUAAGUCUUGGGGAUUGAGAACUAGUGGAAGACAGCAGGCUAGGAUUCUACCUACACCAGGUUUUCAGAAGUCAGCAAAUCAUCAUAAGAUACCCCCAAACAGAAAUACCCAGAAUGAGGGGUUGAAUAAACCUCCCAUGGGAAGAAGACUUACAAGUGCUGAAAUGGAUGAGAAGAGAGCAAAAGGCUUGUGUUUCUUCUGUGAUGAGAAGUAUGUUGCUGGUCAUAAAUGUGCUAAUAAGAAGCAGAUCUUCUUAGUUGAUGUGACAGAAGAAGAACUGGUAGUGGAAGAUGAAGGAACUAGCUGUGAUUCAGAUAGUUCCUUGGAAUUGGAAGAGCUCAUGACAAUUUCAUUACAAGCAUUAAUGGGAGUGACUGGUUAUCAAACAAUAAGGGUGACUGGUUAUCAUGAGAAGCAGCCCUUGUAGAUUUUGAUUGAUACUGGUAGCACUCACAACUUUAUGGAUCAAGCCAUAGCUAAGAAGUUGAAUUGUGAUACUGUCCAAAUUAUGGAACAAUCAAUCAGUGUGGCAGACGGCAGGAAGGUCCAAACAGCUUCCAUCUGUAAGAAUGUACAAUGGUUGUUACAAGGUACUAUGUUUGAAUCUGACUUCUUACUCUUACCAUUGGGAAGUGUGGAUGUUGUUUUAGGAGUACAAUGGUUAAAUACCUUGGGAAGGAUUCUGUUUGACUUUAGAAACAGAAUAAUUGAGUUCAAAUUUA